UAAUUGACGCAGAAUACACAUAUCUGAACCCCGCCCUGAGGAUUCUUAGUUUGGCUAUGAUGCUGCAGUUUAAUCGAACAAAGCCACUUGUCGCCUAUACCUACCAGAACUACCUUAAACAAACACAUGACCAGGUUGUCAAGGAUUGCCUUUUCAUCCGCUCCAAAGGCGCUGGAUUUGCUACAAAGUUAGUUCGUGGAGCAUACAUGCACAAAGAACGCCAGAUGGCCAAAGACAGUGGCUACGAUGACCCAGUCAACCCGACAUUUGAAGCCACGAGUGAUACAUAUAACCAGUCUAUGGAACAUUUACUGGAUGCUAUACAACGAGAACCAGACAAAUGUUACGUGGUCAUUGCAUCACACAACGAAGAUACAGUCAAACACGCUGUGCAUGAGAUUGACAAAAGGUCAUUGAGUACAAAUAAUGGUACGAUAUUUUUUGGACAGUCAUAUGGAAUGUCCGACUACCUUUCGUCUUCAUUAGGACAUGCGGGUUUUGCUGUUUACAAAUCUACUCCUUAUGGACCAGUUGAUGAAACUAUUCCGUACCUACACAGGAGAGCACUGGAGAACUCUUCAGUGCUAGGAGGAACACAGAAGGAACGGCAACUCUUGUGGAAAACUCUAGUAAGCAGAGUAACGUUUGGUUUGUUACCGAGAAACUCCCAGCGAGUGCAAUGAAAAUGCCGUCAAUGCAUCUUUAUGACAAAUAGUAUAAAGUUAUAUAAACAUGUAGUCUUUUGUAUUUUCUUAUAUUUUUAGAAGAUAUCUUUAGUAAGUAUGUAUGACAUUAUUAACUAACCUAAGCAACAAGUUUAAUCAUCUUCAUUCUUAUUUUUAUGAAAAAGUGAUGUUUUUGAUAUUUAAUUUUAUUUUAUAUAUUGUUUAUUGUUUUAUUAUUUUUUGCUAUAUAUACAACUAUUGAGAUACCUCUUGAUUAACUUAUUUUUAAAUAAGUUUUUCUUAUAAUUAAAUAUUUCAUUCAAGAAGCAUUUGGCAUAUAAUUACCAUAGAUACGUUAAAGAUCCUAUAUUUUGUAAUUAUGGUUGUUACCACACUUCUUAAUUAAGUGAAAUUUUAUAUAUGUAUAUAAUUAUGCAACUAAAACUAUUUUCAAACAUCAUAUGUAAAAUAUGUACCGCAAAUAUUUGUGCACAUUAUAUGACUAAUGUAAUCAUUAAAAUAUAUGCAUUCAUUUCUUAUUGAAAAAAUUGACAUAGACUAUAGAAAAUAUAUUUCUGAUUGAGGUAAUCAGAAACAUGAAAUGUAAAUUCGGUAAUAUCUUCUCAAAAAAAAAAAGAAAAAAAAAAAGGAGAAGCUUUUUGGUACUUACAAUAUUGAUAAAUUUCAUCUUCAGUUGAGCAUUAUAUUAAUGAUAUAAAGCCAUAAAAAGCAUUACAGAAUGUUAAAGCUUAUAUGUUGAUGUUUUGAGUGUUCAUCACAUAGUUCUUGAUUAAACAUUGUAUCAUAGUUUGGGGACCUUUCUGUUGAAAAUGUGUCAGAGUUAAAUUGUAUACAUAUACAUGCACAGUGCGUUAACUGGAAUGCAGGUAUAAAGUACCCGCACUCUUGAGCAUGUCCAUUGAUUGGCUCACUUUUGCUGGGGUUUACUUAUUGCGACGGCAGGGAAAGGGAAAGCAAUGAAAAUAUCAUAUUCAGAUGCUCGUUCAUUGGUUACUUUUUUCUGGGGUUUCAUGUUGUGACAACAGGGAACGUGUUUUUUAUGUUUGACUAUGUUACAAAAGAGAAAGAACAUCAAAACACUCGGCAUUCUAAUUAAUACUCGUGGCCUACGCCCACUCGUACAAAUCAGAUAGCCUCGUGUUUCGAUGGUCUUUCUAUUACUAAUAGAGAUAGCUCUUAGUUUCCUUGUUUUACAAAUAAUAAUGCUAUUUGUCAUACAUGUAUGAAAAUAGUUAUGACCAGAUAGCUUCUUUAAAGGAACUCCACUGAGGUCAAAAAAGCCUAAAAAUUAAAAAAAAUAAUAAAAUUUACAUAAAUCAAAUGAAGCACUUAAAAUAGAAAAGGAUUAUAAAGAAAUAUGCUCAGAACUAAAAUGAAAAUCGAUUUCUGAGCGUUUCUUAUCCCAACUUGAGUGAAAAGCGUUGCAACGCUUUUUUUUGGGGUAACAUUUUGCAUAAUAAAACGAUAAUUCUGAAAAAACGUGGAGAGUGAAGGUUCUGAAAAUUUGCAGAAAAGUUAUUGGUCUCGACAUACAUCAAAUGGUACACACACACAUAUUGGAAAAUUUCUCCAGACCCUUCAAGUCAAAAUCCUCAGUGGAGUCCCUUUAAUUGCCGUUUCUUUCUUUUAAUUUUUAGUUUUAAGAAAAGUUUUGAUACUUGUAGUUGUGCUUAAAUGGACAAAGUGUAAGAAAAAGAAAAGAGUUGUCACGCUUUAUUCUUACCUUUUAUUCCUUGAUAAGAUUGUUUUAACAUUUAAGAAAACUUUUCUGUUUAUACGUACAAUUCAUGAUAAAUCACAUAACCGUAUACAAAUGUACACGAAAUAAAAUUAUUUAAAUAAUGUA
This is a messenger RNA of Ruditapes philippinarum (Manila clam), 2532 nucleotides long. RefSeq names its product proline dehydrogenase 1, mitochondrial-like. Lineage: Eukaryota; Metazoa; Mollusca; Bivalvia; Venerida; Veneridae. Gene Ontology annotation, cellular component: mitochondrion. Gene Ontology annotation, molecular function: proline dehydrogenase activity; FAD binding. The record is from RefSeq and is a predicted model, not a curated record.